UGUGCAUAUGAUGAAUGUCUGUGUGCGCACACCUGCGCAAGCACGUGUCCGCUUGGAGUGUGUGUAUAUAUUGAAUGUGUUGGUGUGCGCACACCUGCGCAUGCACGCCUUAACAGAAAGACGUUCUGUAGCCCUGCGACAUAAGAAAGAGUGAUGCUUUGACACUGCCAGCACCUACCCGAACGUACCGGGGGGCGGUGUGCUGAUGGAGUGCUGGAUUGCAGGGGAAGCUUCUGUCGUCGAGGUGGAAGGGAAUUCUGCAGUCGAAGUCCCAUAAGUGAGGCCCAAGAGGGCGAAGACAAACGCCACCAGCGCAGGCACCGCUCGCCAAUUUCCGCUGGCAGCCAUUUUCCUCUUCGCCCGUCGGGCCCCACUUGCCCCCCGCUGUCGAUCUCACGGUGACCGGUCGACGAUGCCAUGAUGAUGUCAUAUUGAAGAUCUAAGCAUCGGCUGCCAACAAAUGCAGCCCCUACAACGAGAAUGAGAUCAUCGUGGCCCCCGUGUCGGUGCCCAAGCAGCAGAACGAUCACGAUGACGAUGAAGUCGACGACUGGGGCAGCCCAGACAAGACACCCACUCCUUCUGCCAACGCCCUGCGUCCGAUCCCCUGUGUGGCGUCUCCCAAGAGCAUCGCCACUGACGGCGAUGCCGAGGACAGCCCGGCUGAGUCGAGCCAGGCGGCCGUGGUUGAGAGGGAGGGCGAUGCAGAGGCGGACGAUGGCGAUGAGACGGCACUGUAUCACGAUGCUGACGACGCCGAGGGGGAGCAGGGUGAGGGUGCAGCGGAGGCUGCUGCUGUGGAGAAUGCGCUGCGUGACGAUCUGUCGGAGGAUUUCGAAGACAAUGAGGGCACUGGAGCCGACUGUGAGGAGGGGGAUCCUCAUGAUCAUGACGUGGUGGAUGGAGGGGAAGACGAAGAGGAGGAGGAGAAUGAGGCCGAGGAGGGCAUCGCUGACCCUAAGGUUGCUGGAGACGUUGUCGAUUCAGGUACGCAUGACAAGGAAAAUGGCACACGCCAAAGACGACGGAGCAGGGAAUUCAUUGGUCUGGCAGAUUCGGAUAACGAGGACGACCUGCCUUACCAAGAGCUGCCGGCUUUUGGUCCGCAUGCGCGUUGAUAUAAGAACGCACGCAUACACAUUCCUUGUGUGCCUGUCCGGCUCCUUCAGCUGGUUUCGUCUCUCAAGAAGCCCUGAGGGUCCUCACUCAUCACACGCAAAACACCUCACGGUGGGCGAGAAAUUCACCGAUCGCUCGAGGCACACACCAUCCAUUGCCUCUUCCGCUGUAUGUGCGUGCAGGCUGAGUGAGAUUGCAGAGCUUGCUGCGGCUGUCGCGGACUCUCCCUGCCCGGCCAGCGAUGCCAUCGUGCACCUCGGCAACCCCACUCCGUUCCAACGAACCCACUCCACAGAGGUGCCCUCAUCCACAUCGGGCAAUGGCGAGGACACGCCUUCAAGCACCAGCACCAGAAGCGAGAGGGAGCAAACGUAGAAGGAGAGCUGAGACACAUGCACUGCUGGGUGAUCGCGUUGAUACAUCGGGCCGCAUUAUUAUGUCUGUAUUAUUGGGUGCCUGGGUGUAGUCAGUAGCUCCCUUCUUUGAUUUGCUGGCAGACAAUGGCCGGAUUGAUAUUUGUGUGAAAGACAGUGCCGGAGACUGCGCGCGUGUGUGUGUGUGGUUGUUGCUGGGGGGCGACGCAUCUAUGUUGAUAGGUGUGUGCGUGUGCCGUGGGUUGCAUGCAUACAAGGAGACGGCGGUGGCAGUGCUUAUUCAUUGACGCAUUUCGUUCACUCACCCGAGUGACUGACUCAAGGCGCCAAUUUUCUGGUAUGCAUCGAUGUGAA
This is a messenger RNA of Vitrella brassicaformis, 1847 nucleotides long. Lineage: Eukaryota; Vitrellaceae. The record is from the annotation of a GenBank genome assembly.